AUGAAUCUUCUAGCUCUUCGAGCAGUUCUUCAAGUAGCUCCAGUUCUACAAAUAGCCAUAAAGAUUUCUCAUCCGAUGAUAGUGUCAAAGAUCCUACAUUCCGAAGAAGAGCAACAACCACAAGCGCAGUUACCUGGCAUUCAAGAUUUUCCACAAUCAUCAGCCGUAGAUAACCAGGAGUUAUUCAAAAUUAAGUCACCAUUACCAAGAGUUGAUGACCAGCCACCUAGCGUUGACGAGCACCCAUCUAGCGUAGACGAACAGUCUCCUAGUGUUGAUGUUGAAUCGCGCCGUAAGUGUGGUAAAAGAAAAGCAGAACCGCUUUUAUGGAAACGAAACCAGAGCAAGCUAUUGAAAAAUAAAGGUAUGUCCUAUACUUCUAUGUCCAAGUCCAAAAAAGUUUAUAAUGCCAAAAAAUUGGGUCCUGUAUGUUCCGAUAAAUGUAAAUUGAAAUGUUCUACAGAGUUUACGUUUGAAGAAAGAGAACAUAUCUUUGAAAAGUUCUGGGAUAGCGGUGAUCUGGAAAUCCAACGACAGUUUAUUCACAAUCACAUGACCAAGAUAGAACCAAAAUAUAGAUACGUUCGUGAAGGUACCAGUCGCAAAAAUUGUAAUCACGCAUUUUAUCUGACUCGAAAUAAUAUAAAAACUCGGGUAUGUAAAGUUUUCUUCAUGAAUACCCUUGCAAUCUCAGAUACUGUAAUUAGAACCGUUGUCAAGAAGCAGUCCGAAACUGGCGUGCAACUUAAAGAUAAGAGAGGAAAACACGACAACCAUAAGAAACUAGACGCAGAGCUGACCGAUGGUGUCAAAGCACACAUUAAUUCAAUACCCCGCAUAGAAAGUCAUUACUGUAGGGCGCGAUCGACUCGGGAGUAUAUUGAGGGAGGGCUUACAGUCGCGGCGCUAUAUCGACAUUAUCUGGAGAAAUGUGAAUCUGAGAGUGCACAAUACGUUUCAUAUCAAGCAUACUACAACAUAUUUACACAUGAUUUUAACAUAUCUUUUUGGCAGCCUAAGAAGGACCAAUGCGAAGAUUGCAUGGCUUACCAAAACGCUGAAGAUAAAUCGUUACUACAAGAGACAUACGACGAGCACUUGAAGCAAAAGACUCUUGCUAGAAAUGAAAAAGAUAGAGAUAAAGAGCUUGUGAGUAAUACCUUCGUCGUCGCUGUGUACGAUCUCCAAGCGGUGAUGCCUUGUCCACGGGGUGAUGUAUCUAGUUUUUAUUACACGUCUAAAUUAAAUUUACUUAAUUUCACAAUAACUGAGCUCGGAACAAAGGACACAACUUGCUUUGUAUGGCAUGAGGGAGAAGGCGCCCGAGACCAGUAUAUCACUCUGAUUAAAACAGCGAAGAAAACUGGAAAGCCUUAUACUGUUGAAGAACUGACACAUGAGAAUUUUUUUGACCUCAAAUCUCUGUUUAUAGGAAACUACAAUAUAGAUGAUAAUGGCAAUAAAUUCAAAUGGGCUGAUAUAAAGAUUCUGAAGACAGAUAAAGUAAGCAAUGGCAUAUUUUUCUUUAAAACGUCCUACGAAGACGAAGAGUUCAAAUCGGAAAUAGGAGGGAGGGAAGACCAAUCAAUUCUUGAAAUCUGCCACGGGGAGCCUAUAAUGAUUGCUUGA
This is a messenger RNA of Amyelois transitella, 1629 nucleotides long. RefSeq lists its product as uncharacterized. The record is from RefSeq and is a predicted model, not a curated record. Lineage: Eukaryota; Metazoa; Arthropoda; Insecta; Lepidoptera; Pyralidae. The transcript is spliced from 4 exons. Bases 1 to 1629 code for a protein of 542 amino acids.